Molecule: messenger RNA, 838 nt
Organism: Leptinotarsa decemlineata (Colorado potato beetle)
Lineage: Eukaryota; Metazoa; Arthropoda; Insecta; Coleoptera; Chrysomelidae
Product: UDP-glycosyltransferase UGT5
Molecular function (GO): UDP-glycosyltransferase activity
Source: RefSeq, a predicted model, not a curated record
GCCGAAUCGCUAUAAUUUUAUUUUGAAUUUUCAGAACAUUUUCAAGAUAUCAAUCGACUCAAGAAUCCUUCGAACCCAUUUUUCAUCUUCUUCACUACGAACUUAUUGGGAAAUCAACUCACUGAAGAAACGAUGAAGAAUCCGAAAGUGCAAAACUUGUUGAUGUCAAACGAAAAGUUCGAUGUUGUAAUAUUAGAAUAUUUUUUCACUGAUGGACUAACUACACUGGCCAAAUAUUUUGAUGCCCAUCUCAUCCUGAUGAGUCCCGUUGCAGCUAACAUGUGGAAUAAUCACGUAGUAGGAAAUCCAUCGCUACCAUCUCUUUAUCCCGACAUAACACUCGGAUAUCCGUUCAAAAUGUCUUUUUAUCAACGCUUUAAAAACACCUUCCAUUUAAUUAACAAUUACAUUAAUUUAAACUUUAUAUUCUAUCCCAAACAGAAUGAAAUUGUUCAGAAAUAUUUACCAAAAUCUAUUGAUAUGAGAGAAAGCAUCAGUAAUAUUUCCUUGAUGUUUUUAAAUUCUCAUGUUAGUUUAUCAAAGCCGCAAGCACAUGUUCCUAACAUGAUAGAAAUUGGUGGUUUUCAUAUUAUGCCACCAAAUAAACUACCCGCCGAUCUUCAGAUUCUUCUGGACAACGCCAAGAAUGGUGUGAUUUAUUUCAGUAUGGGAUCCAAUUUGAAGAGCAAAAAUUUACCAAUUGAAAUGAGAAAUGAAAUCCUCAAAGCUUUCAGAAAAAGAAAGGAAAUCGUUUUAUGGAAAUGGGAGGAUGAUUUUCUGCCCAAUCAACCUUCGAAUGUUUUUUUGAAGAAAUGGCUUCCUCAGCAAGACAUAUUGG